Aphanomyces astaci is the source of this 1491-nucleotide messenger RNA. RefSeq lists its product as hypothetical. The coding region runs from base 1 to 1491 and encodes 496 amino acids. Gene Ontology annotation, molecular function: succinyl-CoA:3-oxo-acid CoA-transferase activity. NCBI's taxonomy places the organism in Eukaryota, Oomycota, Saprolegniomycetes, Saprolegniales, Verrucalvaceae. The record is from RefSeq and is a predicted model, not a curated record. The transcript has 7 exons. Gene Ontology annotation, biological process: ketone body catabolic process.
AUGCUUCGACAAGCCCGCCGUCUCCAUGCGUCCGUCAUGCCCGCGGCUUCCGCCCUCAAUGCGCAACGCUUCUUUAGCAGUAAGGUGUACGCCAACGCUGACGACGCCGUCAAGGACAUCAAAUCUGGAUCCAAGCUGAUUGUGGGUGGUUUUGGACUUUGCGGUAUUCCCGAAAGCUCAAUCGAUGCGUUGGUGAGCCUCGGGUCCAAGGACUUGACAUGCGUAUCCAACAACGCCGGCGUCGACGACUACGGGUUGGGCCUGUUGCUUCAAUCUCGCCAAAUCAAACGCAUGAUCUCAUCGUACGUGGGUGAAAACGCCUUGUUUGAGAAAUUGUAUCUUUCUGGCGAACUCGAAGUCGAACUCACGCCCCAGGGCACCCUUGCGGAACGCAUUCGUGCGGGCGGGGCAGGUAUCCCAGCAUUCUUCACCCCGACAGCUUACGGCACCAUCAUCCAAGAAGGAGGGUUUGGGAUCAAGCUCAAGAGCGACGGGUCCGUGGACAUUCCCAGCAAAGCGCGCGAAGUGCGCGAAUUCAACGGCCGCCACUACGUGAUGGAAGAAGGCAUCACGGGAGACUUUGCGCUGGUCAAGGCCUGGAAAGGCGACAAGGACGGCAACUUGGUUUUCAAAGGCACCACGCGCAACUUCAACGUGGACGCGGCCAAGGCUGGCCGCACGACCAUCGUCGAAGUCGAAGAGUUGGUCGAGACCGGCGCGCUGCAUCCAGACGAAAUCCACGUGCCGGGGGUGUACGUUCAACGCAUUUUCAAAGCGACCAAGAACGAAAAGCGCAUCGAGCGGCUCACCGUGUCCGACAACGCGAAGAGCGCCAAGGUAACCCCGGACCGCGAACGCAUCAUCAAGCGCGCGGCCAAGGAACUUCAAGACGGGAUGUACGUGAACUUGGGCAUUGGGCUGCCGACGCUGGCCCCCAAUUACGUGCCAUCGCAUGUCAAGGUGGUGCUCCAGAGCGAAAACGGCCUCUUGGGCAUGGGGCCGUACCCCAAGACGGGGGAUCAGGAUCCGGACUUGAUCAACGCCGGCAAGGAGACCGUCACGUACUUGCCGGGAUCGUCGACGUUUUCGUCGUCCGAGUCAUUUGGGAUGAUCCGCGGCGGCCACAUCCACCUGACCAUCCUCGGCGCGCUGCAAGUAGCGCAAAAUGGCGACCUCGCCAACUGGAUCAUCCCGGGGAAGAUGGUCAAGGGCAUGGGCGGCGCCAUGGACCUGGUCGGGUCGGGCAACCGCGUGGUCGUGACCAUGGAGCACAACGCCAAGAACGGCAGCGCCAAGAUCCUCAAGAGCUGCAAGCUGCCGCUCACUGGCAAGCAAGUCGUGAGCCGCAUCAUCACGGAACUCGCCGUGUUCGACGUCGUCGAUGGCGGCCUCGUGCUCAUCGAACACGCCCCCGGCGUGACCGUCGAUGAGAUCAAGAAGCGCACGGAAGCAGACUUUACCGUGUCGCAGACCCUCACCACGAUGGACUAA